CAGCCCGGGCGCAUGGAGCCGGGUCUGGUAGGCACGCUGAUCAUCCGCUGGGAGUGAAGCCUCAGUUGAACAGUCAAACUUCAACUGCAAGGCAAAUGAGUGCUUUACAAGUAACUCUCCAUGUUCCCCCGAGGUUUACAGAUUGCUUGUCGGUACGGGCUUGAACCUUUAUGGCUUCGACACUAAGAACUAUGUGAUGUGGGCGGGGCAUGCAGGAUAAUGGAACCCACUUCUGCAAGCCAGUCGCAUUCCUCCGAUUCCCGCACAUCAAGGCAGAACUCGACCGAAUCGUCAGUAUCUUUCCUUGUCGGUUUGUCACCUUAGCGGCCGUAGCUCGCCACCAGGAUCUAGACGUUCUCUUCUUUUCUCACCGUGUCAUUAUACUCAAGUCUGUCAUUCUUGUAGACAAACUAAUCAUAGAGUUUUUACAUUUUCUCCAGAGCCAUCUCGCAUGUACCUUCAUCCAACAUAGCAAGUGUUACUCAGCGACCGAGAUGGCGACCCCCGAAGAGCAGGCUGUCGCCCUCAAGAAUCAGGGUAACAAGGCUUUUGCUGCGCACGACUGGCAAACAGCCAUCGACUUUUACACCAAGGCCAUAGAACUCAACGACAAGGAGCCAACCUACUGGUCGAACAGAGCUCAGGUCCGUGCUGUCUCGAAGCCCAGUUUUCCAUCCGAACCGCUCAGGAGCUUUGGUCGCGUGACUGACAAGACUUGUUUCUGCGCAGGCGUAUCUGAAGACGGAGGCAUACGGCUAUGCUAUACGGGAUGCUACGAAAGCUAUCGAGCUUAACCCAGGCUUCGUAAAGGCCUAUUACCGCCGCGCCACAGCAUAUGCCGCCAUACUGAAGCCCAAGGAUGCAGUCAAAGACUUUAA
This is a messenger RNA of Canariomyces notabilis, 878 nucleotides long. RefSeq lists its product as uncharacterized. Bases 210 to 794 code for a protein of 194 amino acids. Gene Ontology annotation, cellular component: membrane; TRC complex. Lineage: Eukaryota; Fungi; Ascomycota; Sordariomycetes; Sordariales; Chaetomiaceae. The record is from RefSeq and is a predicted model, not a curated record. Gene Ontology annotation, molecular function: molecular adaptor activity; protein binding. The transcript has 4 exons. Gene Ontology annotation, biological process: post-translational protein targeting to endoplasmic reticulum membrane.